This is a messenger RNA of Eruca vesicaria subsp. sativa (arugula), 1031 nucleotides long. The record is from the annotation of a GenBank genome assembly. Lineage: Eukaryota; Viridiplantae; Streptophyta; Magnoliopsida; Brassicales; Brassicaceae.
AUUUCUUUUUGCUAACUCAUCAAGAUGUGUCCCUUUGCUUUAAAUUAGUAUCAUAGUUAUAUGUAUGUAAGAUGAUUGAUGUCAUUGAUUAGAGCUUGAUUUCAAAGCAAAAUAAAUGGGGAGAAAACCUUGUUGUGACAAGAUUGGAUUGAGAAGAGGUCCGUGGAGUAUAGAAGAAGAUCAUAGACUCAUGAACUUUAUUCUUAAAAAUGGCAUCCACUGCUGGAGAAUCGUCCCCAAACUUGCAGGUUUGUUGAGAUGUGGGAAGAGCUGUAGAUUGAGAUGGAUUAAUUAUUUGAGACCCGAUCUCAAGAGAGGUGGUUUUACUGAUGCUGAAGAAAAUCGGAUUAUGGAACUUCACUACCAGCUUGGCAAUCGGUGGUCUAAAAUUGCUUCUCAUUUCCCUGGUCGAACGGAUAAUGAGAUAAAAAAUCAUUGGAAUACAAAGAUCAAGAAGAAGAUGAAACAUCUUGGUUUAGAUCCGGAUAUGCAUGAACCAAUGAAUAAUAUUACCAACCAAAGCGAGUCGAAGCAGAUAACAAAAUCAAACAUGUGUUCUACCAUCAAAGGAGAACAAACAAAGGAUCAACGAAAAGAUGAUGUUAUAAUAGAAACAAAGAAAACAUCAAUAAUAUCCAAGAAUGAUGAAGAACUUCUGGCGAAGAACUGCAAAACGCUAUGUGCAGAAGAAGUAGACAUCGGAUUUCUAUUCAAAAUGCAAGGCAACGAGAUAUCUGUCUCGUCUUCAUCUUCUUUAUAUAGUAAUAUUUCAAGAAGUGAAUCUUCAUCAUAUCUUGCAGAGGAUUCCAUCUCUUUAGAGCAAUGGGGCUUGACCGAUACGACGGAUCCUUUCGUGCCAUGGGACCUCUUCACCAAUCUUGAUGAUAAUCUGUUCCUUUUAUGAGAGAAUACAGUGUAAUAUAUCUAUAAAUGUAUAUUAAUCAUAUGUAAUUAGUAGCUUAGUUUCAUGUAUGUAAGUUGUGGAUUAUGCAUGGCGGAGAAUUAUAUAUUUACUCAUAGAAGUUGUUUGC